UGCUUUGCUGACAGAGACUGAACAUUCCAACAAGUCCGUUGGCCAGCAAUACCGGCGAAGAAAAAUAAUUAUACUUUAUUAUUUGUACACUUUUUAGUUUUGUGACCGAGUUAAAUAAAGAAUAUUCAAAAUGUUUUGGGGACUGAUUAUGGAACCUAACAAGCGGUACACGCAAGUAGUAGACAAAUCUUUCCAUGUAUCGCAAGCAGCAUUAGACAUUAACAGCAGCGAUGGGGAGCCUUGUCAAAUUAUGUUGGCGUACGAGAAAAGAAACUAUCUUAUUGGAACUUUGCAGAAAGGAAAGGUCAUGCAGAUUCCUUUGGAUUUAAAUUUUGAACAGGGAACUAAAAUGUCCUUCACAAGCAAUGGAAAUUCUCACGUCCACUUAACUGGUUAUUUAACCCCGGAUGACCCAUAUGACAAUAUUAUGGAUGAAUCCGGAAGCGAGUUGGAAGAAGAGGUCCCUGAAUUAGUCCCUGCCAAAAAAACCAAACGUAAAGCAAUGGAACCACAACCGUCGACUUCUAAAAAAUCCAGAUCUUCAGAUUUGGAAGAUCUCUUGAACAAUACAAAAGAUGAUACCUCGAGCGAAGACGAUGAGGACUAUGAGCCUGAUGGUGUAGUCAAUGACAGUGAUAUGGAUAUUAAUGCAUCAGACUUAAUGGAGGAUGAGUUGGAUGAUGAUGAUGAUGACGACGACGAUGAUGAUGAUGUUGAAGGAGCUGGUGAUAAUGAUGAGGACGAUGAUGAUGACGACGACGAUGAUGAUGAAGAGGGCGAGGAUGAAGAUGAGGAGGAAGAGGAAGAAAAGACUGACAACAAAACCAAAGCAAAUAAGAAACCACAACAGAAUGGAGUAUCAGACCCAAAAAAGAAAAACAAAGCUGAAAAGAAUCAACAGAACGAACAAAAGGGACAAAAGAAAACUCUUGCCGGUGGAGUAAUUGUUGAGGAAUUGAAGGUUGGAAGUGGAAAAGUCGCACAGAGUGGAAACAAAGUUCAAGUAUAUUACAUCGGUAGGUUGAAACAAAACAACAAAGUUUUCGACAGUGCACAAAAUGGACCAGGAUUCAAAUUCGCUUUGGGCAAGGGAGAAGUCAUCAAAGGUUGGGAUGUUGGUGUAGUCGGCAUGAAAGUUGGAGGCAAAAGACGCUUGACAAUCCCACACCACAUGGCUUAUGGCACAAAGGGCAGCCCACCAGUAAUUCCACCAAACAGCACAUUGGUAUUCGAAGUAGAAUUAAGAAAUGUACACUAAAAAUAUGUCGAUU
Molecule: messenger RNA, 1271 nt
Organism: Ctenocephalides felis (cat flea)
Lineage: Eukaryota; Metazoa; Arthropoda; Insecta; Siphonaptera; Pulicidae
Product: 46 kDa FK506-binding nuclear protein-like
Exons: 6
Coding region: 131-1258 (375 amino acids)
Cellular component (GO): nucleolus; chromatin
Molecular function (GO): macrolide binding; peptidyl-prolyl cis-trans isomerase activity
Source: RefSeq, a predicted model, not a curated record